This is a messenger RNA of Ananas comosus (pineapple), 1880 nucleotides long. RefSeq names its product pectate lyase-like. Gene Ontology annotation, molecular function: pectate lyase activity. Lineage: Eukaryota; Viridiplantae; Streptophyta; Magnoliopsida; Poales; Bromeliaceae. The record is from RefSeq and is a predicted model, not a curated record. The coding region runs from base 219 to 1538 and encodes 439 amino acids. The transcript has 5 exons.
GCACCCCUUCCCCCUCCCACCUAAUAUUAGACCACCCUUCUCGCCUUAUAUAAACCCCUCACCACCAUCUCUACCCUCACUACACCAUAGUCCUCUCCGAUCUUCAUACAUUUCUCCGAGCUGUACCGCUCGGCUGGUCUGGUUGGGUUCGGUGGUCUCGGCUCGAACAACGCCUCUCGGCCCACCACUUCAACGCAAGAAGAUCGUUCGGAGGAAGCAUGGAGGGCCUUCGAUAUCACAAGCCGAGCUACUUCUUCUUCGUGUCCGUCCUCUUCCUGGCCUACGCGGCGGUGUCUAGCGCCGACAUCAGCGACGACGAGUACUGGCGUAAGAAGGCCGAGGAGGCCGAAGUGCUUGCCCACGCCGCUUACGAUCCCGACCCGGAGGGCUCCACCUUCAGCUUCAAUAGAGAGGUUCACAGAGCCCUGGAAAGGAACAGUACGAGGAGGGGACUCCGUCGGCGGUACACAGGUCCGUGCCUGGCGACGAACCCAAUUGACCAGUGCUGGAGGUGCCGGAAGAACUGGGACAGGCACCGCAAGCAGCUGGCCUUAUGCGCCAAGGGCUUCGGCUACCGCACCACCGGCGGCAAGAACGGCGCGUUCUAUGUGGUCACCGACCCCUCCGACGAUGAUCUUGUGACCCCCAGGCCCGGGACGCUCCGCUAUGGCGUGAUCCAGCCGGAGCCGCUGUGGAUCAUCUUUGCCCGGAGCAUGACGAUCCGCCUCGCAGAGGAGCUCAUGAUCAACAGCGACAAGACCAUCGACGGGCGCGGGGCGCUGGUGACGAUCCAGAACGGAGCCCAGCUGACCAUCCAGAACCAGCACAACAUCAUCAUCCACAACAUUCGGAUUAAGAAUAUCAGGGCGGCAUCCGGUGCAGUGAUCCGGGACUCCCUUGAGCACUACGGGGUGAGGGGCAGAACCGACGGCGACGGCAUCUCCGUGCUCGGGUCCACCAACAUCUGGAUCGACCAUGUGUCGAUGUCAAACUGCGAGGACGGCCUCAUUGACGUCAUCAACGCCUCCACUGCAGUAACCAUCUCCAACAGCCACUUCGCGUACCACAACGAUGUGUUGUUGUUAGGCGCCGACAAUGAAAAUGAAAAGGACGCCAUAAUGCAGGUGACGGUUGCCUUCAACCACUUUGGGGAAGGCCUAGUGCAGAGAAUGCCAAGGUGCCGAUGGGGUUUCUUUCAUGUGGUGAACAAUGACUACACACACUGGCAGAUGUACGCAAUCGGCGGAAGCCAAAAUCCCACGAUCAUCAGCCAAGGGAACCGAUUUACCGCUCCUAAUAUAAAUGGUGCCAAAGAGGUGACCAAGAGAGAGUCUAUGAACGAGGCAGAAUGGAGGAAUUGGGUAUGGCGGUCGGAGGGCGACGUGCUGAGGAACGGAGCAUUCUUCAUCGAGUCAGGAGGUCUGAACAAGAGGAGCUUCUCGAGCAGGGAUUACAUUAAGGCGAGGCCCGGGACGUGGGUCCGCAGCCUCACCCGCUUCGCCGGCUGGCUGAACUGCCGGGUCGGCAAGCCGUGCUGAUUAUUUAGCACGCAACGGGAGGAGAGAAAGAAGAACACGAGAGACUUUGGAAAGGAGAUCGCGGAGUACAUGCAUGUGUGCAUGUACUUGAAACAGAGAGAGAGAGAGAGAGGACGAGGACGAGGACGAGGAAGGAGGAGGAGAGAAAGAGUGGUGGACGUGGAAGUGAAAGAUUGGAGGAGACUAAAUAUGCAUUUGUUAUUUUAUUUGACAAAAUAUAAAAAUAUAAAUUUAUUGGGAAUUCACAUUAUUAUUAUUAUUAUAUGCUGUUCUCGAACUCUGACCGAAAAUUUUAAAGUAUUUACAUUUCCUAACCGAAUUCGCAGACGAUUACUGCAUCAU